GCUGCGGAAACAAAUAACAUAUUUAUUUAAUUUUUAACAGGGCAUGCAACUGGGAAAUAGUUUCUUUUUAUUUUCAUUACCGCGUGGGCAGCACAGAAGCAAAAAGAAAACUGCCAACAAAACAAAAAACCCACACUCCACACCGAAGCACCGCGCAAGCCCUACCGAGUGGCCCCGUCGUCGUCGGUGCGUGCGAGGGUAAGAAGAACAAGCAGCAGCAGCAGAACAAGAAGAAGAAGCGUAAGCAGUAAGCAGCAGAGGCAGCAGCAGCAAAAACACGGCAAUAACACCGUGUCCGCCGCCACAAUUACAAUUUUGGCAGAGCAGCAGCAGCCACUGUGACCGCGUCAUGAGCGUGGACACGUAUGCGCCCAGCUCGGCGCUGUCGUUCCUGGACAUGGACGACAACGAGCUGAUGCCCGGUGCUGACACCCAGCCGACCCAGUACGACUACCGUGACUUCACCAUGCCCUCGAACUCCCAGAGCCAGACGCAGGGCGAGCUGAUGGAAAUAAGUCGUCGUCGCUCGGUGGGUGAAAUGCAUCCACGUUUGGCCAGCAUCACAAACGAUCUCGGAGACUUGCAGUUCGAGGAGGAGGACGAUGAGCAUGGCGGCUCGUAUGUGAAGGAGCUGCCGCCGCAUGCCUGCAAGUACUGUGGCAUCCAUGAUCCGUCCACUGUGGUCAUGUGCAACAACUGCAAGAAAUGGUUCUGCAAUGGUCGUGGCAGCACCUCUGGCUCCCACAUCAUCAAUCAUCUGGUGCGCGCCAAGCAUCGCGAGGUGACGCUCCAUGCCGACGGUCCCCUGGGCGAGACCGUGCUCGAGUGCUACUCGUGCGGCGUACGCAACGUCUUCGUGCUGGGCUUUAUACCAGCCAAGGCCGAUUCCGUGGUGGUGCUGCUCUGCCGCCAGCCAUGUGCGGCCCAGAACUCGCUGAAGGACAUGAACUGGGAUCAGGACCAGUGGAAGCCGCUGAUAGCCGAUCGCUGCUUUCUGCCCUGGCUGGUGAAGCAGCCCAGCGAGCAGGGCCAGCUGCGUGCACGCCAAAUCUCGGCGGCGCAGAUCAACAAGCUGGAGGAGCUCUGGAAGGACAACAUCGAUGCCACGUUCCAGGAUCUGGAGAAGCCAGGCAUCGACUCGGAGCCCUCUCAGGUGCUGCUGCGCUACGAGGAUGGCUAUCAGUACGAGAAGACAUUCGGCCCCUUGGUGCGCCUCGAGGCCGACUACGACAAGAAGCUGAAGGAGUCGGCCACCCAGGAGAACAUCGAGGUGCGCUGGGAUGUGGGCCUCAACAAGAAGACCAUCGCCUACUUCACCCUGGCCAAGACCGACUCGGACAUGAAGCUGAUGCACGGCGACGAGCUGCGUUUGCGCUACGUGGGCGAGAUGUACAGUCCGUGGAACGAGAUCGGACAUGUGAUUAAAGUGCCUGACAAUUUUGGGGACGACAUCGGCCUGGAGCUGAAGUCCUCCACCAAUGCCCCGGUCAAGUGUUCCAGCAACUUUUCGGUGGACUUCAUCUGGAAGUGCACCUCCUUUGACCGCAUGACACGCGCCCUACGCAACUUUGCCAUGGAUCGCACUUCGGUGUCGAAUUUCAUUUACUCGCGUCUGCUGGGCCACGGCCGACCCGAUGCCAAUGAUGAUGUGCUCUUCCGCGGCGUCCAGCCCAAGCUGUUCAGUGCCCCCAACUUGCCGGACCUCAAUCGCAGUCAGGUGUACGCCGUCAAGCAUGCCCUGCAGCGCCCUCUGAGCCUUAUCCAGGGCCCCCCGGGCACUGGCAAGACCGUGACCUCUGCCACCAUUGUGUACCAGCUGGUGAAGCAGCACGGGGGCACUGUGCUGGUGUGUGCCCCCAGUAACACGGCCGUCGAUCAGCUCACAGAGAAGAUCCAUCGCACCAACCUGAAGGUUGUGCGCGUCUGUGCCAAGAGCCGCGAGGCCAUUGACAGUCCGGUCAGCUUUCUGGCUCUGCACAAUCAGAUCCGCAGCAUGGAGACCAACACGGAGCUGAAGAAGCUGCAGCAGCUCAAGGACGAGACUGGAGAGCUCAGCUCGGCGGAUGAGAAGCGCUACCGCAAUCUGAAGCGCGGCACCGAGAACCAACUGCUGGAGGCUGCCGAUGUCAUUUGCUGCACCUGCGUGGGCGCCGGCGAUGGCCGCUUGUCGCGCAUCAAAUUCACUUCCAUUUUGAUUGACGAAUCCAUGCAGUCCACAGAGCCCGAGUGCAUGGUGCCCGUGGUGCUGGGCGCUAAGCAACUGAUUCUCGUCGGCGAUCACUGCCAACUGGGGCCAGUGGUCAUGUGCAAGAAGGCCGCUCGCGCGGGCCUCUCGCAGAGUCUGUUCGAACGUCUGGUGGUGCUGGGCAUACGCCCCUUCCGCCUCGAAGUGCAGUACCGCAUGCACCCAGAGCUGUCGCAGUUCCCCUCGAACUUCUUCUACGAGGGAUCGCUUCAGAAUGGCGUCUGUGCGGAGGACCGACGCCUCAAGCUGGACUUUCCGUGGCCACAGCCAGAGAGGCCAAUGUUCUUCCUCGUCACUCAGGGCCAGGAGGAGAUUGCCGGCUCGGGCACAUCGUUCCUCAAUCGCACUGAGGCUGCGAAUGUGGAGAAGAUUACAACGCGCUUCCUAAAGGCGGGCAUCAAGCCCGAGCAGAUUGGCAUAAUCACCCCCUACGAGGGACAGCGGGCGUAUCUUGUGCAGUAUAUGCAGUAUCAGGGCAGCCUGCACUCGCGCCUCUACCAGGAGAUUGAGAUUGCCAGCGUGGAUGCGUUCCAGGGACGCGAGAAGGACAUCAUCAUUAUGUCGUGUGUGCGCUCCAAUGAGCGCCAGGGCAUUGGCUUCCUCAACGAUCCGCGACGCCUGAAUGUGGCCUUGACCCGUGCCAAGUAUGGCAUCAUUAUUGUCGGCAAUCCCAAGGUCCUGGCCAAGCAGCAGCUGUGGAAUCACCUGCUCAACUUUUACAAGGAUCGCAAGGUGCUCGUGGAGGGCUCACUGAACAAUCUCAAGGAGUCGCUGAUCCACUUCCAGAAGCCCAAGAAGCUCAUCAACACCAUGAACAUGGGCGCCCACUUCAUGUCCACCAUGGUGGCCGACGCGAAGGAGGUGAUGGUCCCGGGCUCUAUCUACGACCGCAGCGGCGCCUACAAUCAGAACCGUCCCAUUGCCAGCUCCAAUCAGAUGCAUCAGCAGAACGGCGGCAACUUUGGGAGUCCCUAUCAUAGCUCGCCUCUGGGCUAUGGGGCACCCAGCGGCAGCAAUGCUGGCGCCAUGCUCAAUGCUGGCUCAAGCAUGGCCCCAGGCGGCGGAGGAGGCAAUGGCAAUGGCGGUGGAGGUGGAAAUGGCAACAACAACUACGGCAACAGCAGCACCUCGGGUGGCAAUGGCGGCGGCACCGGAGGCGGCAGUUGGGCCACUGCACAGCAGCCACUCAUGCAGCACGAUUCGAUCAGCUACAUAUCGAACGAGCACGGUGCGGCGGCCCUCAGCAACAUGCCAGUGCCAGUUGGGAUGUUCAUGAAUAUGAGCAACCUGCCACCGCGCUUCUACAAUCAGCAUCAGCAGGCCAUUUCGGCGGCCAAGCAGAACCGUGGCCUGCCGCCGCCAUCGACCACGGCAUCGUCGUCGACGGGUGGCAAUUAUAACAUCGCUGUGGGUCCAGGCAAUGGACCAAAUCCUGGGCCAAAUGUUGGCAAUGGCUCAGCCAGCAGCAGCAGCAACCACUUGGUGAGUGGCGGGGGCAGCAAGAAGAAGUUCGCAAAGAAUCGUGGCGGUGGGGAACAGACCGGCAGUGGCAUUGGGACACCCUUUAGCCAGCAGCCGGCCACGAUGUCCCUGCAGAUGACCCAACCGGGUGGAUAUACGCUGUCCCAACAGCCAGAAAUGUCUCAGGAUUAUGGACAGAUCUCGCAAAUGGAUGGACUGCUCUCCCAAGAUGUGUCCCUCAGUGUGUCGGGCGAACGCAGUUUGAAUCAGUUCUCGCAGCCUUAUUGAGAAUCCGGCAAGAGGAGCAACAAGAUCCACAGACGAAUGAAUACCAGAAAUUACCAGCGAAACAAAUACGAAACAUCCAACAGAAACAACAAAAAACACUCAGCUUUUUGGAAGACAACAAACAAAUGGAGAGGCAGGAGGCAGCAGCUGCAGGCAGCAGAAAGCGGAAAGCAGGAGAAUCAGAUGAAUAGCAUACGAUAACCGGAUACUUAGAACACCAUUUUUGGGAACACGCAUGAUUCAGAGUGGGAAGCCAAGAGGCCAGCGACCACACACACGCGAUUGGGGGAAAGAAAGCAGCGCAGACACAGCAGACAGAAAGCAGACACAGCGGCCGCCGCAGCUACUCAAUAUUUAUUGGAGUGAAAUGCAACGGAGACGGACCUGAAACUGCGGCGACGUUUCCAGCGAUAAACGCGCCAAAAACUUGCAGUUGGGGGCAGGCCACAAACACACAUAAAAGUGGGCCACAAAGGACCUUGCCAACCCCCCACCACCCGUACACUUUGCGUACACAAAACGAUGAAGGAUGACGAUGACGAUGCCCUGUCGACAACGAUAGGUUUUUUUUCAACACUGCUCCACGGGCGGACUGUUUUGCGUGGAACAACCAAACUCCCCCAACCCGCCUUAAGGACACGAAUUGCAACACGAAUUAUUUGUUGCGGCUCACCUUCAGUACAAUUCUUCAGCUCCUUCUGAUCC
This is a messenger RNA of Drosophila subobscura, 4699 nucleotides long. RefSeq names its product regulator of nonsense transcripts 1 homolog (gene Upf1). The transcript is spliced from 4 exons. The record is from RefSeq and is a predicted model, not a curated record. Gene Ontology annotation, biological process: nuclear-transcribed mRNA catabolic process, nonsense-mediated decay. The coding region runs from base 350 to 3994 and encodes 1214 amino acids. Gene Ontology annotation, molecular function: ATP binding; hydrolase activity; DNA binding. Gene Ontology annotation, cellular component: cytoplasm. Lineage: Eukaryota; Metazoa; Arthropoda; Insecta; Diptera; Drosophilidae.